Molecule: messenger RNA, 402 nt
Organism: Stereum hirsutum FP-91666 SS1
Lineage: Eukaryota; Fungi; Basidiomycota; Agaricomycetes; Russulales; Stereaceae
Exons: 3
Coding region: 1-402 (133 amino acids)
Source: RefSeq, a predicted model, not a curated record
AUGGCCGCUCCUCUCGCCCAACAGAUGCAGCCCAUACAAGAACAGAUCCAAACCAACUUCCGAGAGACUCAAGCCAACUUCGACCAGAUGUUUAAACAGAUGCAUGCCUGCAACACGGGGCUUGUAGCAAACAUCGACGGCGGACGCCUUGCCCGCCCGCAUCGUCAAUGCCACCCGCGAGCCCAUCUUCCCCUCUUCUACCUCGGCCUCAGGCUCCCCAAUGACGCCGCCUGGCCCACGGGCACGGGAGGCCCUAUGCCGUGGUCAAAGCUCGAUAUCAUGAACUACGACGAACCCGGAGCAGAAGCCGCAUUGGCCCCCCUUGGACUCCCUUUGAAUCCCCAGGAUACCCUCGCUCUGCGCAAACGCUCGCUCGCUCGUUUCUUCGGGUUUUAUCUCUGA